Messenger RNA from Rana temporaria (common frog), 1486 nucleotides. RefSeq names its product thiopurine S-methyltransferase-like. Gene Ontology annotation, molecular function: thiopurine S-methyltransferase activity. The record is from RefSeq and is a predicted model, not a curated record. The transcript has 9 exons. NCBI's taxonomy places the organism in Eukaryota, Metazoa, Chordata, Amphibia, Anura, Ranidae. Bases 146 to 868 code for a protein of 240 amino acids.
GUUUGUGCACGUGAUCAGCUGGACGGCAGCGAAUUGGACUAUUUCUGAGCGUCGGAGCGGCCAUAUUUGCUGAGGGGAACGCCAGGCUUCACAGCAAGAGACCUAGUACCGUUCUAACUCGUGAUUUUGCAGUGCAACCCACGCUAUGUCUGAUUCCCCAAACGUCACUGAAAAUAAACAGAACAGAGUUCUUACAGAAAUGGACUGGACCGAAAAAUGGGAAACCAGACAAAUUGGAUUUCAUGAAAAGGAUGUACAUCCGUUAUUUGCAGAAUUCCUGGAUGAAAUGAAAAAUGGCAGGGAGAAGCUCAACAUUUUCUUUCCUCUAUGUGGAAAAGCAGUGGAUAUGAAAUGGUUGGCCGAUAUGGGACAUAACAUCGUUGGGGUUGAUGUCGCUGAAAUAGGAUUAAAGGAAUUUUUCGAAGAGCAAAAUGUUCCCUAUGUUGAAGAAUCUGUAGCAGAGAUACCCGGGGCAAAAGUUUUCAAGAGUACUACUGGAAACAUUUCGCUGUACUGCUGUAACCUAUAUGACAUUUCUGACUCAAUCAUUGGACGGGUUGAUGGAAUAUGGGACAGAGGGGCACUGGUUGCUGUUAACCCAUGUGACAGGGAACGUUACGCCAGUCUUCUAUUAUCUUUACUAAAUAAGGAUAGCCGCUAUAUGAUUGUAGUCCUUGAAUACGAUCCAAAGUUGAUGACAGGGCCACCGUUUUAUGUCCCUGAAUCUGAUAUAGAGCGACUGUUUGGUUCUGCCUGCAAUUAUAAACUGUUGAAGAAAGUUGAUGCAAUUACUGAAAGACAGCGAAAGUGGGGACUUGACUACUUCUAUGAAAAAAUAUACCUUGUGACACCAAAAUCGCAUUCAUGAGGCAUUUUAAAUAUUUGAAGCGGAACUAAACCCAUCGAUUUAACGGUUUAAAAAAGUUACACUCCUAGAACUUUCCGGGACUGUAAUUGUCACAGUUGCAUGAACUCUCAACCAAACUGUCAAACCCUCAAAUGGCUGGUGUCAUAACUGAUCACAUAUGCAGCAUCAUGGCAGUUGAAGAUCAAUCAAAGGCCAAGAUGACCGCUUUCUUGGCUGAAAACGAUAGGAGGGUUUAGUUCUGCUUUAAGUGGGGGAAACAUUUUUAGGAUGUGUUGUGAAUGUCAAUAGAUUUCAGGUUACUACCAUUUGUAUUAUAUCUUUACUUUCCUAAUUGAUAAUUUGAUGGCUAAAUUGUAUGAUCUUCACCUCGGGUAUAAAUGUCUAAAUUGUAAAAAUGUCCGUAUUGUUUCAUUAGCAUCUAUAUUUUUCACUGUAUGUAAGCUGUUAUACUAAUAUACACUCACACAACGGAGUGAGUCAUUUGAAGACUUUCCAAACCAAUGUACUUCUACUCUUUUUAAAAGCCAAUCUUCUUAAAGUAAAUACGGUAUGUUAGAACUAUUAAAGCCCAACUCUGAGUAAAAAUGUUAUUGUUAUUACCGCACCAGCUAUGUAGGA